AAAGCCGGUUGGUUGAGAAGGAGAAACUCGUAAGACCAUUGGUUAAAAAGUCCAUCAAACUGGCUCACUCAUUGGUUAACAAAAUCAAACAUCCCAUUGGUUAUUUUCUGUCCUCUGUAUCCAAUCAGAGCGACCGAAAUAUUAUCGCGAAUACUUGGGUUGAAAAUAUUGCAGAAAAUAUAUAAACGUUGUUUCAACAAAAUGCUCUUCUGAAACAUGUUCUCAACAUGUUCUAACAAUUCUGUGACUUGAAGGACAUCCUAGUUAGAGUGCAAUGAUUGUUUUUCCAUGGUAUCAUGAUCAUAUUGCUCGUGAAUGACCAGGAUUGUUGUUGUAUCAAUUAGAUUACUCUGUAUUAUCAAUUAGCUUAUCAGACUAAACGCGCAAUUCAAUUGGAAUACAGAGUAUCAGACAGUGAGUGUCGAUAUGGUCAUGGCUGUCUGAGUAGAUCGUGAAUGCUGCCUGGCCGAGAAGACAUGACUGCAAUAAAAUAUGUUUUUUUCCCCCUCGACCUUCGAACGACAUUUGUACAGUCAUUUCUCCCUAAUAUCAUUUUCACUUGGAUGUCUGUAUGUUGUUCACAACAUUGUGGUUUUCUGUUCUCAAAUUCUCUGUUUAGAAAUGUUAUUUUGGGGAUGUUUUGUAACAGUUUAUGACCACGCACGGGAAAAGCCUGUAAUGUUGUUAUUUUUGUUUGCACAGAGCAGCACACAUUUCGUAUGUUUGGAUCAGAAGUACAACGUUAUGUAUUCUCCAUAGAAUAAAGACACUGGUUUCAUAUUAAAAUGAUAUUUCUGACUACUCCACACACUGCAGCUUCAAAGCAAAGAGGACAAGACAUUAUUGAACUACAUAUUCCAUAGCUCUUAGCAAACCCCAUAAUUUGACUGUCAAAGAUCUGUAUAACUAACCCAAGAUAGAUCACAGCCUUUCGUUUCCAAUGGGAACAAAUUAGGGCAGUAACUCAAUUCGCCCUUGCACUCCUAAACAACACUUCUUCUUUUUCUUUAAAAAAAAACUUUGGCAAAGGGUCAAAUCUAGUAAGUUCACUCUGUUUGUAACAGAUUCCAGUUUUGGGAACCUAAAACUGAUUUGACAUCAAAAUGUUUUAUCAAUUAGAAAAUUAGAAUAAUGUCGGCCAAAAUCCAUCUCACUCCUUCAGAGGAAUGCCAGAAGCCUUAUUGCUAACAGUCAGGAGUUUAAGAAAUAUGUCAUUGAUUUAGAGAUCAAACCUGAUGAGAUAUGUGUUCAAGAAACGUGGCUUAUACCACAUCUUGAUUGUAUUAUUCCUGGUUAUCAGAUCUGAUAGAUCAACUGGACAGGGUGGUGGUUGUGCUACGUUCCUAAGGGAAGGUCUUGUAUAUCGUAAUAUACCUGUCCCAUCUGAAUAUGAACGUGUGAUGGUGGAAGUCUACAGUGCAGGUAGUAAUAUUAAGGUACAACAUUUUUACAACCCGUGUCAACUAUCCGUAGCGGUGUUUGAUGAAAUAUCAGGAGAAAUAGGCUCUAGAGCGAUAUGGUCUGGUGACUUUAAUGCACGUAAUAGUUUAUGGGGAAGCUAAUGGUUCUAUUGUUGAAGAUGUGAUGAAAACAAGAGCAUUCGUAUGUCUUCACGAUGGAUGUGGUACAAGAGUUGAUGUUCGAGGGAUUACAUCCUGCCUGGACCUCACAACUGGCCUCUAACUCUAUUGCAUCUACAGGUGAAUGGAAUGGAAUGAUUCUACUGUUGGAAGUGAUCAUUUCCUGAUUUGGUGUCCUGUGAACUUUGAUGUUACUAUUCCAGAUAUUCCAGACAUUCUGAAGAUGGUGAUUUCAUUAAGCAAACUGGGAAAAGUUUGGUGAUCAUUGCUUCAAGUCUGUUGGAGAGUUGUCUUCUAGUGAGGCCGGGUUGAUGUGCAGUAUGUGCUGCCUCUGUGACCUCUCUGAGUUUUGAGUGCUGAGAAUUUAUAUGAAUUUAUAUGUACCAAUGAGUGAAGUAAGUAAGAAAACGGAAGGUGGUUCCUUGGUAGACUGAAGAGUGCACUUGCGGCUAUUCGGGAAAGAAAUAGGGCUUACAGAGUGUAGAAAUUUCAUGGAGACAGUUCUGCUCUACAAUAGGCAGGGCUACUGAGCUGGGGAGGGGGGGGGUGUAUGGUCUAUGUUGAAGAAGAUGACUGGAAGAAGCAGGUCCUCUCGAAUUCCAGAUUUGGUUGUGGGUCAAAAAAUGUCUGUAACUGAUGAAGAAAAAGCUGACUUGUUGGGGAAGACAUUUGUUAAGUUACAUAGCAACUUUGGAUGAAGUACACAAGCAACGCAGGUGUGAAGAUUUUAAAUACUCAUGUUAGUGUGUAUAAGUAAGGGAUACUGUUGACUCUUCUUUGGAUGCUGUUUUUACCAUACAUGAGAUGCGUUUAGCCUUAAUAGGCUGUGGAUAUACAGCCCCAGGUCAUGAUCACUUGUGCUAUGUAAUGUUUAAGCAUCAACAUGAUGAGGUCAUGCAUGUUCUCCUGGGAUGAUUUAAUAUGAUUUGGAGUGAGGGGGUUAUACCUUCUGGUUGGUAAGGUGCAGUAAUAUGACCUUAUGUUAAGCCUGGUAAAGGACCCUUCAUGGUGCUGAUAGUUAUAGACCAAUAGCACUGACCUUUAACUUGUGUAAACUGAUGGGAGAUAUGACAAUAAAUAGAUUGUCGUAUUUCCUGGAACAUAGAGGUUUAUUGGGUCAACGUCAAAGUGGAUUCCGUAAAGGUAGAGCUACUUUGGAUGCAUUCGAAAAGGUGAGCAAUGAAGUUGAAGAAACUCUGGUCAUGAAAGAAGUAAUGACUACUGUCUUUAUUAUGGAACAGUGGCAAUGAGUAGGCUUCACAGGCUGGACAGAAUCCCAUGUAGCGCUAUAAGGAUAUGCAUUGGUGCCAUCAAAUCAACAUCUGUAUGUGCCUUACUAGUGGAGGCAGGUGAGAUGCCCUUGGAUAUAUGGCGUAAAAAAAAAUGGUCAUUAGCUUAUUGAGUUAGGUUGAAAGGCUGUGAGGUUGAGCCUCCCACUGCUACUGUUCUAGAUGACUGUUGGGAAUAUACUAGUAGACAAGGCAGUGGUUUUGGUUGGACAGUUGGAAAGCUUGCUGAUGAGAGUGGUUUUAGGGAGUUGGAGGUUGGCCCUUCUGUGAUGAUAGGGAAUGUUCCUCCAUGGUUACUCCCAGAUCCUGUUGUUGAUCUAGCCUUGGUAGAGAAAAAGAAAAGAUUGGUCAGAAGUCAGUGAUAAAGGGAAACUGGUUGACAAUUACAUUAGUAGAAGUUUUUAUGCUUUUCUACCGCUUUUCAAAAAUGGAUCCAAGGACCCAGAUAGUGGAGCACAGGAGCAGGCGUUUACAUUCUGGAAUUUGAUGUGCAGAUAUGUAGAAGACUAACAGAGUUAUUGUCUGUGUACUCAGUUGAACUGCUGGCGAUAAUAGUUGCCCUCCAGUGGGUAGAGGACGUACACCCUGUUAGAAUUAUAGUGUGCUCAGAUUCUCUGUUUGUAUUGAAUAGUUUAUCAUCUGGUACAUCUAAUAGGAGUCACCUACUAUUGGAGGCAUUCAUGUUAUUAUGUAGAAUUGAGAGACUGGGUGUCGUAGUGAGAUUCUGCUGUGUUCCAGCACCUUCACGUGUUGAAGAGAAUUAUAUUAUAGACCAGUUAGCCAAAAGAGCUUUGAAACAAUAUACAAUUUAGAUUAAUCUUCCACUGGCUAGAGGUGAGGCCAAAUGUAAGAUUAGAGACGUUUUUGAUAGAUGUGCAGGAGAAGAGAUGGGACUCUGAGCCCAAGAGCCGGCAUUUACAUGCCCUUCGAAGAAAGGUCGGUGGACCAAGAUUCAAAAGUCAGAUUAGGAAGGAAGAUGUCGUGUUUGCUCAAUUGCGCUUAGGACAUUGUACAUUGAACUCAUCAUUACAUCUGGUUGGAAAGCAUGUGAAUGGUUUGUGCAUGGAGGGUAUGGUCAAUGAAAUGGUGGAGCAUGUGUUGUUAUAUUGUUGUAAGUAUGUUGAAGAGAGGGAAAGAUUGAAGUGUAGGGUCAUUGAGGUAGAACAGGGUUGGAGAGGUUUGGAAGCGAUUUUUGGAAUGGGGGAGGGUCUAUUAGAAGUUAGUGGGGCUCUUUUUUUAUUUUCUCAGAAGUAUUGAGUUAGGUAAGAGGUUUUAGAAAUGUUGUAAAUCGUGAUUGCCCACACACUCCAGCACAGUAGGAAGCGGCAUACACUUUAAACGUUUGUUUGCGGACCGCCAGUAUAUCAUAGAAGAAGAAAAUCUUGCUCGAUCUUUUCCCACUGCCGGCCACUGGGCUUCCUCUCGUCAGAGAUUUGGUAGUGAGUGGAAACGCCACCCGAACGCUUCACAUUUAUACAUCCGGUGAAAUAUCUGGUUCAAUCUGUGGUACUGUAUCUUUGCUUACACUUCCUGGUACCAGGCGCAAGCGUACAACAGUAAAUAAUGCGGACUUCGUCGCACACUGGAUACAGGACGCGGGUAGGAAGGCUAGAAAGAGGAAAAUUAUGUCGAAAACACAUACACAACCCCCGUCCUCGUCGGUGACUACGACCACCGGUGGACCUUCCUCCUCCUCGCCCGCAGGAGGCACGACGUCUCCCGCCAACGUCCUGCACGGACAGCCUGAGAAACCUCAACACUACACGUAUCUGAAGGAGUUCAGGACAGAACAGUGUCCUCUGUUCGUGCAGCACAAGUGUACCCAGCACCGACCCUUUUCCUGCUUCCAUUGGCACUUCCUGAACCAGCGGCGCCGCAGACCCAUCCGCAGGCGGGAUGGAACCUUCAACUACAGCCCAGACGUCUACUGUACCAAAUACGACGAGAGCACAGGCACCUGCCCUGAUGCGGACGAAUGUCCGUUUCUGCAUGGUACGGCGGGCGAUACAGAGCGGCGGUAUCAUCUGAGGUACUAUAAGACGGGCUCCUGUAUCCACGAGACGGACGGGAAGGGCCACUGCGGUAAGAACGGCUCCCACUGCGCCUUCGCACACGGAUCACAUGACCUACGAUGUCCCAUCUACGACGUCAGGGAGGUGCAGGUGAUGGAGUCUCAGGGGGGCUCGGGGGCUGCAGAGGGAGGAGGAGGAGACGGGCUGGUGGCUAGUACCGCCCUCAUUGAGAAGAUCUUGAGUGAGGAACCCCGUUGGCAGAAUAACAACUAUGUGUUGUCCCACUACAAGACAGAUCUGUGUAAAAAACCUCCUCGUUUGUGUCGCCAAGGUUACGCCUGUCCCUACUACCACAACAGCAAAGACAGGAGGCGGAGUCCACACAAACACAAAUACAGAGCGCUGCCGUGCCCAGCGGUGAAGCACAGUGAGGAGUGGGGAGACCCCAGUAAGUGUGAGGGUGAAGAGGGUUGCCAGUACUGCCACACACGCAGUGAGCAGCAGUUUCACCCCGAGAUUUAUAAAUCCACCAAGUGUAAUGACAUGCAGCAGUGUGGCAGCUGCCCCAGAGGCCCCUUCUGUGCCUUUGCACACCUAGACAACAAGCCCCCUAUCAGUGAAGAACCCUUGUUUCAGACCACCAGCUCCCCACCAGGCCCGCUGGACCCUUACCCUGCCCAUGAGGGGUGUCCCAGCCCUGGGGGCCGAGGUGGGAGGUCUGGGUCUCUGUCUGGAGGGCCGUUCACCCCGUUAGGGGGGUUGUGUGUGGCAGAGCAGGGCCUAUUAGGGAAGGUGCUGUCGCUGUGUGAGGACGUGUGUGUGGGAAACGAACCCCUCUCCCCCUGGGCUAGAGAGGGGGGGUACGGUAGGGCACCGGGGUACGAGAGGGAAGACCAGGCCAAACAGAAGAGUUUUACCAUGGAGCAAUGCAACAGAGAAAUGACGUACCAUCUCAGCAAACAGGACCUGCUGGUGUUCCUCCCAGUGGGUAGUCCUCUGAGUCUGUCCUCCAGUGUUCCCUCCAGCCUGGCAGCCACCCCUCCCAGCCCGGCCCCUCCAGGACCCCUUCACCAGGGCCACCACGGAGCCCCAGCACCAGGCCUUUCCUCAGGCAUGAAUGCCAACGCACUGCCCUUCUACCCCACCUGCGACACCGUCGAGUCUGUAGUUGAGUCAGCUCUGGAUGACCUGGACCUGAAUGUCUUUGGGAUGUCUGCCCUGGAGAGAAGCCUGGACAGCAGCUCAACUCUGCCCCGAGCCAUGCUGGGAGGGAACCAGCUCCAGAGUUCGGCUCCUGUCAACAUCCCAGGAUCCCUCUGCAGCUCCGCCCCUUUCAGCUCACCCUCGCCCUCGCCACCAAUCAGAGUCCACCAGUCACCAUUCUUCUCCGCUCAUCUGUCACAGCCCGGCCAAUCAGAAAGCAGCUUCUUGGGGCCAUCUCAUAGCUCUCUAGGUCUGAAUGGUAUGAGCAGUAGUAUCUGGGAGCACCCGUCAGGCCAGGGUUCUCCCGGUACACCGCCGGCCAUGCUACCCUCCAUGGGCCAGAGCAUGGAGGCAGCCCGGGUCCGACAGGAACUAGACGAUGCUAACAGACUACUGAAACACUGGGGUCACACCUGGAGACAUACAGCACAGGCGUGGGCGGCGUUGAAGUCUGAUGCGGAGGAGGCUCGUGGCUCGUCCGGUCGGUUAGCUUUACAAGCGGAGCGUGCCAGGCAGGAUGAGGAGGAGGCGCAGAGACAGACCUCCUUCCUCCAGGAGGCGCUGGACGGCAUGAGGACAGGAGAAAACCCCCACCUGGCCCUGCACCAGCUACAGCUGAUCCACAGACUGCCUGAAGAGUGUGUGGUCAGUCUGCAGGCCCAGCUCUGUACAUGUCUACACACCGUGGAGAAGGUGGUGUAUAGAAAGCAGAGGCAGUGUUGUGUGCUGUGUGGAGGGCAGGGCUCAGUCUCUGGUCUGCAGUGUGACAGCUGCUCUGCAGAGUGCCCCCUCUGCCCAGAACAGACCCUGGAGCAGUUAUCCUGACCUAACCCCUCAACUAGCUGCAGCUCGACGGAUCCCCCAACACUGAUCUCAGACCAGCUCUAGUCACUUAUUCAAAGCAGCCCAGUUGACCCUAAAACUAAGUGACUGACUUUAGACCAGAUCCAAACCAGUUGUUCUAACGCUAUGGAGUAUAGGUAGAUACUCUGUUGUUUCUUACCUCUGAUCCUAGAUCAGAUAUCCUCACCCAGAGACCAGACUGCUGUCCCUAUAGUCAAAUGAUUCAAGUUCAGAAAUGUUUUUACUCAAAACACUGCCUGUGCAUAAGAAAUGAUUCGGGAUCAGCUCUCCUCACUACAGACCUGACUUUCACCAUUACGAACUAAACUGACUCAGAGUCAGUAAAGGGCACGCUUGACCUCUGUUCCAUGAUGCUACGGCCUAAUGCCUCGAUCACACCGACAGCGUCAUUACGUUUUGGCACUCCAGAAGUACAUUUAUUGGAACGCUUCGUUUGCCUUGCAGAAUUGCGUUGUAGAGGAAGUUGCGGUGCGUUCGGUGAGGUAACAUACGAUGGAUUUAUCCAUUGUAUGAGUCAAACUGUAUGCAUAGAUGGAUUGACAGAAAUGGUAGCAGAAGGUGAAUGUUGAACUGUUGUUGUACACACAUCCAGAUGAUGCUGCGUACUAUUUUCCACAAGUACCUUGUCAGUGUGAUCGAGGCGAUAGGGACCACCGCUGAAGACUGCUGCGAGUACAAUUCCUUCCUUUUUUUACAGUUAAAAUGAAAAAUAUUUUCUAUUUUUCAUAGAAUUUUCAUGCUUUUUUUUCUAGAGAAGUGAAGGCAAAGUCAGUAGUUAUAGUAGUUUUUGCUAACGAGACUUCUAGUCAGAGGAGGAAUAGGCAAGCAUCUCAAUAGUUUAAAAAGGCUUCUUCUCCCUUUGCACUGAUCUGAAACUACAGGAAGGGAAUAUGGUGGAAGUCUAUAAAGAAAUUACAGAUGAAGGAAUGACAGCCCCGUGUAGACUAUUUGGAUGAAGCCGUCUGUGUAUGUUACAAGUAGUUUCUAUACGUGACUGACUCUCAGGUUUGCUGUCUGUAAUAUUCUUUAACUGGAAAGAUGGGGGCAUGUUAACAACACAAUCUUGAAAAAUAUACUAGUCAAUUGUGUAGUCUUUGAAAUGAUGUAUAUUAGUUUAAUUUAAUAACAAGGCGCUUCAUGUUAACUCAAAUGCCAUUUAGUUUCUGUCAAACAACCAACUUUUAAAAAAUAAAUAAAUCAAGGUAUAAUUUUUUUUGGGGGAGGCGGGGCAUAAUUUACAUUUGUAAGCAUUAUAAUAUUUCACAGUAUUUCAAACGGGUGUCAAAUAUACAUUGUUUUUGUAUGUCAUAAUUGCCCCAUGCACUGACCACACCAGUUAUCAGGUACCACCUCUGCUUUGGAUACAGCAGGGGUGUGUGUGCUUGUGUUGCUAUCCGGUGAAAAGACAUGAUCACUGUGAAGAGCACCGGCACUAUACACACACACACACCUGGCACACAGUCCAUCCCUUUACUGCAUCCACCAACAGUGUUUAAUUGAGUUUUAUAACAAUAAAAUACAUGUCUGUUUUUGUUAUUAUGCUCA
Molecule: messenger RNA, 8493 nt
Organism: Oncorhynchus tshawytscha (Chinook salmon)
Lineage: Eukaryota; Metazoa; Chordata; Actinopteri; Salmoniformes; Salmonidae
Product: RING finger protein unkempt homolog
Exons: 14
Coding region: 4495-6909 (804 amino acids)
Biological process (GO): cell morphogenesis involved in neuron differentiation
Molecular function (GO): mRNA CDS binding; metal ion binding
Source: RefSeq, a predicted model, not a curated record